GUCAAACUAAAGGAUUCCAAACUCACGUGCUUUAGCUUGCUUUGAAGGCGGUGCCAGGUUGCUAGCUACCUGGUAGACGGAGAAAAUUGUUGAUAUUUGUUGGAAAUACAAAGUUGAAAAAAUAUUCGUCAACCAUGGGAACUCGAGAUGAUGAAUACGACUAUUUGUUUAAAGUGGUUCUAAUCGGAGACUCUGGCGUGGGGAAGAGCAACCUGCUGUCCCGUUUCACACGAAACGAGUUCAACCUGGAGAGCAAAAGCACCAUCGGGGUGGAGUUCGCCACCCGCAGCAUCCAGGUGGACGGAAAGAUGAUAAAGGCUCAAAUUUGGGACACAGCGGGACAGGAGCGCUACAGAGCAAUCACCUCAGCCUACUACCGGGGCGCGGUCGGAGCGCUGCUAGUGUACGACAUCGCCAAGCACCUGACGUACGAGAACGUGGAGCGCUGGCUGAAGGAGCUGAGGGACCACGCCGACAACAACAUCGUCAUCAUGCUGGUGGGGAACAAGAGCGACCUCCGCCACCUCAGGGCCGUGCCCACCGAUGAGGCCCGGGCCUUCGCGGAGAAGAACACUCUGUCAUUUAUUGAAACGUCAGCCCUGGACUCCACUAAUGUAGAAGAAGCAUUCAAGAAUAUUCUCACAGAAAUCUACCGGAUUGUAUCUCAGAGGCAAAUAUCAGACAGAUCUGCGCACGACGAUUCUCCAGGCAACAACGUCGUGGACAUCAGUGUCCCUCCAACCAUGGACGGGCAGAGGGGGAACAAACUGCCCUGCUGUCAAAGCCUGUGACCCCCUCACGUGUUCUCUGUCGACCUCUUCUGUUUUCCUUCCUGAUUCAUUUCAACUUUCAUGUUGCUCUUGUUACGUUCUUGUGUUUUCAAAACAGCUGGGAUGUCAUUUCAUUUUUUGCUGGGGUUUUUUUUCCUCCUUUUGGUCUUCCUGUGAUUUCUAAGGAAAACAUGUUAAAUAUUUUUCUCCCUUGGUGUGGCCAGGUGAAAGGCGCUUUAAGCAGGCGGAGCCUGUAGUAAACUACAAUCUGUUCAUAAUUCAUGAGACGACGAUCCUAUUGACCCGCUCCCCUUGAGGGACUGGUGAGGGAUCAGCAGGUCUCUUCCUAGUCUGCAUAAAGACUCAUGACACAGUUUUCCACAGUGGAAACUCUUCAUCUCUUUUUUGGUUGACCUGAUUCUGCCCUGUCCUGCUCUAGAGGAGGAGCCAAGGAGAAAGAAGGUCUGAAAUUUCUGCUUGCUACUUUGAGUCCCUUUUGCCCAUCCUGGUAUGAAAUCGGCAAGAGCCACUGGCGACACUGGCUGUGACUGACUGAUUUAAUGUGGGCAGGUGUGAAACAAAUGCUGUGAUUUAAUUGUAUGUGUGUGUGUGUUUCUGGAUGUGUGUUGAUCAUAGAGCACAAAGAUACCAAAGGAAACUAUUGCAGUCCUCAUACAUUUUCCAGGCUGACUGCGAAUAAAAAACAAAAAACAAUGGGUAAUGCUCCAUAGAUGAGCUGUUUUGUUGCCUGCUUGAUAUGUGAAAUCAGAUGAUCUGAUUCCUGUUCUUUUAUCUUAAUUUGGCUGAGAUCAAACUUUGAUGUUUUUGCACUAAUGUCCAACAAUUUCACAGAAACACGUCCAAUCAUAAUUUCCACACACUUAGACAAGAACACUUUUUUUUAUGUGUGUGUGCAGCUUUUGCUGUCUUUUGAAUGUGUUAAAUGUCAAACUGGAUUGGAUUUAAAAUCUGUUUUAAUCUGAUGACAUUUCAGUCAUAACAAAUUAAACCUUUUCAAGUUUUUACACUUAUCUGAGAAAAAAGGACCUGAAAACACAUUUCAGUAAAUGGAUAAAAUGGGGUUUUUUGUUGUUUUUGUUUUUUUCCCCCUCGUGUUGGGGAAAGAAAAAUUCUGUACAAUUUAUCCAAUGUGAUGUAACAUUUCCACAAAAUAAAUGCCUGCCAAGUGAGCAGUUUUCUUUGGCAUUGCUCAUGAGAUGCUGAAAUAAAAAGAAGUGUGUAAAGCCA
Gambusia affinis (western mosquitofish) is the source of this 2018-nucleotide messenger RNA. Its product is annotated as ras-related protein Rab-11B-like. Gene Ontology annotation, molecular function: GTP binding; GTPase activity. Gene Ontology annotation, cellular component: recycling endosome. NCBI's taxonomy places the organism in Eukaryota, Metazoa, Chordata, Actinopteri, Cyprinodontiformes, Poeciliidae. Gene Ontology annotation, biological process: regulated exocytosis; constitutive secretory pathway. The coding region runs from base 135 to 791 and encodes 218 amino acids. The transcript has 5 exons. The record is from RefSeq and is a predicted model, not a curated record.